This is a messenger RNA of Ochlerotatus camptorhynchus, 1615 nucleotides long. Its product is annotated as neuropeptide Y receptor type 5. The record is from RefSeq and is a predicted model, not a curated record. The coding region runs from base 168 to 1607 and encodes 479 amino acids. Gene Ontology annotation, molecular function: neuropeptide receptor activity. Gene Ontology annotation, biological process: neuropeptide signaling pathway. The transcript has 2 exons. Gene Ontology annotation, cellular component: plasma membrane. NCBI's taxonomy places the organism in Eukaryota, Metazoa, Arthropoda, Insecta, Diptera, Culicidae.
ACGUCGGUCAUAAAUUUCGUAGUCCUCGAGUUCUUCAAUGUUAGGUCACUGAUCCGGGAGCUCUGUGGAAAUUAGUAUUGCAUGAAAACAAGAUGGAGUCUAAGGGAACAGUUUAGAUCCAGUUUGAAUCCUAUAAAGUCAUUGAGUGGAUCAAAAAUAGUGUCAAAAUGGCAUUCGAAAUCAGUGAGGGAGCUUUCAAAUGGCUGACAGCGAAAAAUUUCACAGCCGGAAGCCAUGAGGAUUUCGAUGCGAGUCCACGGGAUAAGUUGAUCGGAUACUGGGAAAGCUCGUUGAAGAAUCUCAGCACGAAACAGCGGACGGCUUUUACGGUGGUUGUGAUUCUGGUGAUGGUGCUGGCAAUCUUCGGCAAUGUACUGACGAUAAUUGCCAACAUCAGAAGGGAACAACGCCAUUUAUUUCGAGUGUGUCUGCUUUCGCUGGCAUUGAGCGAUAUCCUUUUCGUGACUAUCACAUCCAUCGUCUAUUUGUCGCAAUUCAACAGUGAAUACAAUUCUCUCUGGACUCUGGGUGAGCUGAUGUGCACAUUUGCUCCCUUCUUCCAAACUAUGGCCGUCUUGGUGGAUAGCAUCACUUUGGUAGCAAUUGCCCUGGAUCGAUACAUGGCUGUGGUGCGACUGACGAAAGGAGCCUGGGAACCCAGCGGAGUGCUUUGCAUCGCUUGUGCUGUUCUGAUUUGGGGUCUGUCAGCAGGAGUCGCCAGCCCCAUGUUGACUCUGUACCAAAUCUACAACGUUAUCGUUUUAACAGCCGAUCGAUCCCAUUCGGAUGUAAUCACCGGGUACUUUUUGGCUCAGAUUUGCGCUACUGAUAAGAGCAAAAAUGGCUACUACUUUGGAAUUGUGUUCACCGUUAUCUUCUUACCCCUGCUACUGUCCUUCAUAUGGCUAAAUUCCAUCAUUGCCAAGGAAAUCUGGAUUCGUCGGCAUCCAAUCGACAAGCGUACCAACCCGCCAAAGAAGUCGAAAAAUACCGCCCCAACAGAAAGCACCUGCGAGCGUAAAACAACAUCGACUAACAUAAGUUCCAGCAACGCAUCGGAUCGUCGUCCUCCUCUACCUCCCGCAAGAAACACAAACUACUCCGUCUCCAAGUGUGUGUGUCCCAAUUGCGUUGAUCAGCAUUCACCACCCAGGGUACCACCACCACCGCCACCACCACCACCCCCAACAAUCAACAGCACCCAAACCAACAGUCGCAUGAAGCGUCAGCUGCGCAUGUUCAAGGCCAUCGUGUUCAUCAUGUCGGUGUUCUUCCUGUGUAGAUUGCCGACCUGGAUUUUCUUGCUGAUAAAGCUCCACGGAACCGCCAAUACGAACGUGUUUUGGACACUGCACUACACCUUCGGCAUCAUGGCUAUGAUGAACUGCGUCCUGAACCCGCUGAUCUACACCUUCCUGGGGGAAACGAUCAAGGUGACGGUUUUCCUCCGAACGAUGUGCGUCCGAUUCUGGGUGGAUCCUUGUCUUCGGGUAUUCGCAAGGAUAAGGACAAAAGCCUCCGAGCAGGUCAACAGUGGCAAGGGGGACGUAACGCGGGUGGAAAAAAGACGGUCACAGCAGCGUGAUGGCAUGUUUUGUGGCGACUAGAGUUGAUU